Molecule: messenger RNA, 2520 nt
Organism: Scatophagus argus
Lineage: Eukaryota; Metazoa; Chordata; Actinopteri; Scatophagidae
Product: synaptonemal complex protein 2-like
Exons: 25
Coding region: 254-2293 (679 amino acids)
Source: RefSeq, a predicted model, not a curated record
UUUGUCUUUGAUUGAUUGUCGGUCUGAUGUUAAAACAUAUUUUGGGGACUGAAACGCGUUGAAAGAUGAUUGGUCGUCCGUUUAACUUCAGGCUGAAGGUUUUAAUGACAGAAUCGAAUUAAAAUCAAUCAAAUCAAUUAGACUACAGUCUGAAACUUGUUUGUUCCUGGUUUUUUUUUUUUGGCCACCCCGUCACACACUGCAACCUGCAGCGCCACCUGCUGUCAGUCUCCAGGAUGUGUUGGAGCUGAAGAUGGAGGACUGUUUGAUCCAUGAAGAUUCAUGUAAUCUGGUUUCUGUGCUUCGCCAUGAAGGACUGUCCACCAUCACACUCACCAGACUCGACCAACUGGUUACUAAGGAUCUGUGUGGUUCUGGUUUCAGCAAAGUCCUAGUUGUGUUGAAGUCUUUAGAGACCCUGUCAGACAGCAGAGAUGACCUGGAGACCCUCAUCGACCUCGGACUGACUGCUAAAGUGUUGUUGUGGUUUGAAGCUGUUCAUGACCUGCUGACGUCUGACCUCCAGAAGAACUCUGCCCCCUUGCUAAGCCUCACUGAGGCAUUCUAUGACUACUUCCUGUUGCUGGGUCAAGCUUCUCUCCCAGUCAGUCAGCUGUCUGUGGUUCUUCUUCAGUUGGCUCGGUUUGCAAUGGAAUCACAAAUCCACUUUCCACUGAGGCUGGAGGCCAUCCGGACGUUUAACAGCAUCCUGGAGUCUCUGAGCAGAGAACAGAGGAGACUGAUCCAGAAUGACCAAAACCAGACCCAAAUACUAGCCCAGAUGGCAGCAGCCCUUCUGACAGUUGGAGACUACGAGCUGCAGGUCAGCCUGUCAGAGGCUCUGUGUCGUCUGACUCCCAGGAAGGACCGAGAGCAGAGAGCCAAUCAGUGGUUCUGCAGAAGUGACAUCAUCAGUGCCUUCUGCAACAUCAGAGACAUCGACUUUGAAGUGGACUGUCGCCAUUUCCUGAACUUUGUCAACCGUUGCCUAGGAGACCAGCGGAGGGUCUACACCUUCCCCUGCCUGCGAGCGUUUCUGGACUCCAUGGAGCUGUUUCCUCCAAAAGACGACAAACUGGAAAAGUUUUGGAUCGAUUUCAACCUGAGCUCAGGCUGUGUGAGCUUCUUCAUCGAUGACCCUCAGGGUUUCCUGUGGGGAUCCGUCCACCUGUUGAAAGAGGAAGUGGAUCAUUACAGUCUUCAGGUGCAACAGGAUGGAUGCACUGCGGCACAGACGGUCCUGAGUGUUCGGCUGAACAAUCCCAUCAUGCACCACAACAGCCGAGGUCAGACAGUGGAGCUGAAAUUUCACUCUGAACACCACCAAGACCUGGAGGAGGCUGCUGGGAGAGUCUUCACGAAGGCAAAGAGCGCCCCCUGUGUGAGACAAGCAGAUGGUACAGUCCAGGUGUCCCCCUCUGCUGCCAAACAUGGUGGUAGAGCCUACAGCAGGAAGAAACCACAGAACAAGAGUCAUCUGAAGAUUUUGCCUCUGUCGUCUCCGAGCAGUGAGGAAGACUCCUCUGUGCUGAAGGCUGCAGGGAGAAGUACAGCAGAGUUUCUGUUCGAUCAGAUCAGAAACUCGACUCCUGUGUACGACUCAGGUGUUCCUGUGGAGGAGGAGCUGGACAUCUCCCAGGUACAGGCUGAGGAAGUUGGAGGGAGCAGUUCUCUGUUGAGCAAGCACGUCUCCAGUUCUGACAGGAAACGAGCAGCUCCAGACUCAGGCUACCUGUCAGACCAAACUGAGGGUAGCUCAGCCCUCAAGAGGAGGGCGAAGCCUCAGCCACUGAGGGAGGAUCCAAAUUCACCACUGACAGAGGGGUCAACCAAGGGGGCGGAGUCACCAGAGGAGGAGGUGGGGCUAAGUGGAGGAAUUGAAGAUUCAGGUGUGAAGAUGAAGGGGGCUCUUAUGGAGUCGGGGGUGGAGUCAGACCUGACAUCAGGCAUCGCAGCUGCAUUCAGCACCUUCAAAACACACCUGGAACAACAUUUCACUAACUGCUGGCACAACGUUGAAGGUGAAGUUCUUCUGUCUUUAAAAGAGUGUCAACAACACGUCUCCUCGCUGCUGACAGCUGUCCAUCAACACAGGCUUGUGUUGCUGCAGAGGUUUCACUGCAGCGUCUCUGACCAUCUGAACCAACUACAAGAAAACUCGACCAACCUCAACUCUGUAAACACUCAGAUUCUGAGUUUUUUCCAAUCUGAGAUGCAGCGACUGGGCUCCUUCUGUGACGAGCACCUACAGAGAUUGAUUUCUUCAGAAACAGAGCAGCCACCCAGUCAGUAAAGAAAAUAAAGAGAUCAGAGGAGAAGGAUAAAAGUGGAGCCCAUUUGAUCAGGAAGAAGAUGGAAAAUACUGAUCACAUUCAGAAGAAAAAUGAGAAUUAAAAACAACAGAAUAUUAACAUCCUCUUCACCAAACUUCAUUCAUAUUUUUCUCAUUGUUUCCACUUCAGUUGGAGGAUCCAUUUCUUUGAAGGCAUAAAAAGCAAAUAAAGAAUAAAUAAAGACUUA